UAUCUGCCCGAGGGUCAGCCCUGUUACCUGUUGGAUAUUGGAUGUGGUUCUGGGCUGAGUGGAGAUUAUCUCUCGGAUGAGGGGCACUAUUGGGUGGGCAUCGACAUCAGCCCUGCCAUGCUGGAUGCGGCCUUGGACCGAGACACUGAGGGAGACUUGCUUCUGGGGGACAUGGGCCAGGGCAUUCCCUUCAAACCAGGCACCUUUGAUGGUUGUAUCAGCAUUUCUGCUGUCCAGUGGCUCUGUAAUGCAAAUAAGAAGUCUGACAUCCCUGCCAAGCGCCUAUACUGCUUUUUUUCUUCUCUUUACUCUGUGCUGGUCCGUGGAGCCCGGGCUGUCCUGCAGCUGUAUCCUGAGAACUCUGAGCAGUUGGAGCUGAUCACGAUCCAGGCCACCAAGGCUGGCUUCACUGGUGGAGUGGUGGUGGAUUUCCCCAACAGCGCCAAGGCAAAGAAGUUCUACCUCUGUUUGUUUUCUGGGCCUUCGACCUUUCUGCCAAAGGCCCUGACCGAAACUACCGAUGAAGAGGAGGCCACGGAGUCUGCGUUCACGAGUGAGAGGAUCCAGCGCAGGAUGGCGAGGCAGUACAGAUAG
Molecule: messenger RNA, 594 nt
Organism: Panthera uncia (snow leopard)
Lineage: Eukaryota; Metazoa; Chordata; Mammalia; Carnivora; Felidae
Product: probable 18S rRNA (guanine-N(7))-methyltransferase
Exons: 1
Biological process (GO): rRNA (guanine-N7)-methylation
Cellular component (GO): nucleolus
Molecular function (GO): rRNA (guanine) methyltransferase activity
Source: RefSeq, a predicted model, not a curated record